Molecule: messenger RNA, 3743 nt
Organism: Panicum virgatum (switchgrass)
Lineage: Eukaryota; Viridiplantae; Streptophyta; Magnoliopsida; Poales; Poaceae
Exons: 2
Coding region: 254-3187 (977 amino acids)
Source: RefSeq, a predicted model, not a curated record
CCUGCUUACUCCACUGCAGCGUUUCGAUGCAAGAGACGUUGGCGGUGCUAGAGAGCAAAUAUUUUAUUAUAUUCGGCGCUACAGAGACAAAAAGGUCAUCUAUUUUAAUGGUUGGAGUGGCUUUGGGGUGGCCCCGGUCCUGAGAUCCAUAGAACAAGAACUUCGGUCAAUCAAAGCUAAGAAAACUCCUCCAGAACUAUGCCUUGACAAAAUAGUUUACAUAGAUUGCUCAGCGUGGGAAAGUAAAAGGGUGAUGCAAAGGAAAAUCGCAGAGGAGCUAAAACUUGUCCCUGAAACAAUGGCCGUGCUUGACAUGCAGGAUGAGGAUGAUGACUUCAAUGGUGUGGACCAUGGCUCUAGGGAUGUGAUACCAAGUGUUUCGCAAGUGAUUGCCCGAACCCUGGUGGACAAAAAAUUUAUGAUGAUUUUUCUUAAUGGAAGUGACGAUGAGGUUGAUGUAACUAGGUUUGGUAUUACUCCUGGCUAUUGCGACCACAUAAUAUUAUGGACGUUCAAAAGACGGUCUUUGACCAUACAUAAUCGCCUUGAGGAGAUAGGAAGGAAGCUCAGAUACACCCAACUUCUUCUUUAUACCAGGUCGCUGGCCAGCGAAUUAACAAGUUCACAGUUUCAGUCACUGUUGCGUGAAGAAGCCGCCAACAUAGUCGCUCGCCAACCUUGGGUGCGAGGCAUUGACCUAAUAAUGUUAAUGGAAAGUUGCCUGUAUGAGUUGUUCUUGCAAUGUAGUUUUCACAGAAUCACUGGAUUUGCUUGGGUGGCUCAUGCUCCAAACUACUGGACCUGCGAUGGGAUCAUUAAGGCCGGGGACGUAACAAGGCAGAUUAUUGAUAGAUUGCAUCAGGAAAUACGUUGGGUGUGCGAUGCUCCUUUGCUUGGUUCAGUGUUUGCAAAACUCAUGGAAGAUCCGGAGGCUCCCUUUUUUGUAUUCAAAGAUGAUAUCUCCUUCCCCAAAAAGAGGCCACAUCGUUGGGUUUGUGUCACCUCGAAGAAUAUUACAGCAAUAGAUGAUACAAAAGAUAUAUUGGAAAGUGCAUCGUCUUUGUUCGUAGCGUUUGAAAAGUCGGAUAACCUGCAAGCCUUACCAAAUGGGUUUCUUACACAUUGCAGCAACCUUGGCGUGGUAAUUCUUUCUUGGUGUGCAUUCAGUUUUAUAUCACCUCCUUUCCUUCAGUGCCACAGAUUGAGAUUCCUCGGCUUGGAUCACUGCACAAAUGUCAACACAGUUGGGGUAGAAAACAAUACAGAUUAUUGGGUGUUUCUACAAAGCCUAUGGGUCCUUGACUUACGUUACACUGAAUGGGACGAUAUCUUAUCUGAAGGAAAGAUGGAGAUCAUGGCCAACCUCAGGGAGCUAAAUAUCGAGGGACUCAUGUGUUGGAAGUUAACAAGUAGAUUAUUGAGAAGGCUCCCUUACCUCCAAAAGCUUCGGAUAAUAAAACCUACUCACGAAGCAAAGACAACAAUAGAUUACUACAAUUCAUUUGUGGACAAAGUAGAUCUGGAAAUACUUGAUUUGUCAGGUAACAGAGAUAUGGAAAAUCUACCGACAAGCUUAUCAAUGGCAAAGAGCCUCGAGAUGCUUAUCCUUGAUGGUUGUGACGGCCUAGAGAAUGUUGUUGUGCCGAAUGGGCUUCCCUCUUCCCUAAGGUCAUUUAGCUUUGAUGGAUAUGGACCAGCAACCCAUUGGACAUCAUCUUUAUUUAAGUUGCAUCUAGAAUCUUCUGAGCCAAAGCAACUGCCUCAUGCAGAUAAUAGGGAUGUCAAAACCUCCAAGAUAUCCCUACAAGGAUGCACACAGUUGGAGAAUUUGUUUAUACGGGGGCUACCGAAUCUUGUGGAGUUGGACCUCUCAGAAUGUCCAAUCAAGGUACUUGACCUUACAACAAUGGUGGCAGAUGUCCCAUUGCUCAAGCGGCUCUUCCUUCUAGGUUGUGAGAAUCUCCGUGCAAUAAUAUGGGCCUCGCAUGAGCCAAUGAAAUGGAUAAAGCUAGAGUUAUUGUGCAUAGACACACGACCUAAGAGGGCACAUGGAUUUAUCCGGCCAUCUCUUGUCCAGUAUGAUCCAGAGAAACGAAAAAAGCUAGAGUUGCAUGCUAUUCUUGCAGACGCGAGGCUUGCUAGGUCCUUGAAUCGCCUUGUGGGUCGUUAUGCAGGUCGUUCAGUCUACAGGGAUAUUUAUUUUAAUAUCCACUUCACUUCUCUGGCUGAGUAUAGUGGAGGUGUUCAACUUGAAACGACCGGUAAGAAGAUGAUUGAACACAGUAAUCAGCAGCACUUUGCUGUAGUGAGCCGGUAUGGUGAUGUACUUUCCAAGAUUGGUGAUGCCCCGAUGCUGGUCUUCCCGCAGCCUCCCACUCAGCAGUUUGGUCAUCAUAUUGAGAUUAGUAAUGGGAGCCAUAACUUGGAGAAUGAAUUGAUACGUUAUGAUAAUUUAUCUUACCUAAUGGCAGAGCUCGCUAGAUCGUUGCAUGUGCAUGAUGCCUCGACGAGCGCUAGCAUGCCUGAACGGUAUAACCGGCAUCGCCUGAAGUGGUGCCGCUUGGAAAGGUGCCCCAACAUUGACACGGUCUUUCCCUCGGCUGCUCAGGAUUACAAAAAUGAACUGGAGACUGUUUGGAUAUCAGAUCUCCAGAAGGCCCGCAGCAUUUGGAGCAAAGGUUCCCGGUCACCUCCAUCCUUUGAAAAUCUGCAGCACUUGCACCUGCGCUCCUGCCCAAGGCUCCAGUUCGUUCUGCCCGUGUGGGUUGCCUCCUUCCCCAGCCUGGAGACCCUCCACAUUAUCCAUUGCGGCGACCUCACACAUGUCUUCGUGCUGGACGAGAAGUACCCGGAGGAGAUCGUCACCCACGGCGUACCGUUCCCGAAGCUAACCACCAUCCACUUCCACGACCUGCCGAAGCUGCAACAGAUCUGCGAGGUCAAGGUGCUCGCUCCCAAGCUCAAGACCAUCAGGAUCAGAGGCUGCUUUGGCCUGCGCCGGCUGCCGUCCUUGCAGGGCCGCGAGCCCGGCCUCAAGAAGCCGACCGUGGAGAUGGAGAAGGACGUGUGGGACGCGCUGCAGUGGGACGGGCUGGCCGCCGGCCACCACCCGGACCUCUUCGAGCCGCCCGUGCACUCACGCUACUACCGGCCGAGGCGCCUCCUCAGAGGCACCGUCCUCAGGUGAACCCUCAAGAUUUGGGCGCUGGGUUUCGUUCGUGACUUUGUGUCAUGGAUCAAAGUGGAUUGCUGGUUUGGUUUGUUCGUGAUGGCCGUUGAUUUGGUUUGCUGGUUUCAGCUACUGCCUUGGCUGAUUUGUUGUGUGAGGCACGGGGCCUCAGGUUGGCUCCUGUCUCUGCUGCUGAUGGCCGUGUUGGCCUAGCGGUUGCCGUGUGGUUUGGAAUAAAAUGGCGGCAUGGUUUGUGCGCCUGCACGCAUGUUUCGUUCAGGCAGUCUGACCCGGCCGGCGUGUGGCUUGCGGUUGGAAGUUGGAACAAUGAAGCAGCAGCUGGGUCUAGGUGCACGGUGUGCCACUGUCCACCUGCUGCAUGUGUGAUUGUUGUGUGGGUUUGAUUUGUUUGGAUUGAUGAGCGCCUGGUACGCCGUCAGGUGUAUGCAGUAGCUAAUGAGCAGCAGCUGUGUCCUCUGUGUGUGUUUGCUGGUCGUGGCUGCUCUCAGUUUGCUAUGUACUGUCUGAUGAACCAAGAGACGGCUGGUUUAAUUGAGUGCCUGAUUCAAGACUC